Molecule: messenger RNA, 6124 nt
Organism: Myxocyprinus asiaticus (Chinese sucker)
Lineage: Eukaryota; Metazoa; Chordata; Actinopteri; Cypriniformes; Catostomidae
Gene: tubgcp6
Product: tubulin, gamma complex associated protein 6
Exons: 25
Coding region: 187-5892 (1901 amino acids)
Biological process (GO): mitotic cell cycle; cytoplasmic microtubule organization; spindle assembly
Cellular component (GO): gamma-tubulin complex; equatorial microtubule organizing center; spindle pole
Molecular function (GO): microtubule minus-end binding; gamma-tubulin binding
Source: RefSeq, a predicted model, not a curated record
UUCAGUGUGUAGCGCGGCGGUUAAGGAAGUCUGUCAGGAGAUCGCGUUUAAUGUGUAUGUGUAUUAAAUGAUUAUUUUUAUUAAAACAUAUUUAUUGUCUAAUGAAAACGGAACAUUUGCUGCUCGGAGAGCUGAAACUUGCGUUUUACAAGUCACACUGCAUCAUGAUCGUUCACUCUCACUGAGAUGUCCGGUUGCCACGGCAACAGCAGCAGCAUCACAGAGCUGUUGGGUGCGCUCUGCGACUGCAGCAUCUCUGGGUUGUCAUGGAAACGACGCAGUUUUGGGGCAGUCUCGCGGGACGCGGCGCGUCGGUCACUGCGCAAGCGUGCGUACGGGGCUCUGCUUGCAGGCCUCUUCCAAGAUUGGGCAUCCAAACCGACACCAAACGCCCUGUCCAACACACCCGCCCAUAAUAAAAUACUGAUGAUCACAUUUGACCUGCGCGUUUCAGGUCGUGAUGAGGAGGCGGAGAGAUUGGAGGAGCUUCUGGGUCAGCUUCGGGACGGGGCGUCCUCUUCGGGUCUGUGUGAGCUCGAUUCCGUCCUGGAACUUCUGGUGCAGCUUGCCGGCUCCGUGGGUCCGCCCCCUUUGUCUUUCAGUCAUGACUAUAUGCGGCGGGAACGCCCCGUUCUGCGCAGACCCCCUCUGGGUGGGUACCUGAGCCAGGACACGCAGCGGUUAGAGGAGAGGGCGUGGUCUCUGAUCUGUGGUGAGGAGUGGGGUGUGUUUGGGGGCAUCUGCAGGACGCUGAGCAUCAUGGACGCGCCACCAGGCACUGGGCUGCCGGGACUAGGCCGAAGGGCGGACACAGAGGAGAGGUUUGAAAGAGAGACCAGACUGUCACUGUUUGGUGCCCUACAGCAUUCCAGGACAGGAGAUAUGGACAUUCGACUUGACAUGCCACCCAUCCCGAGUAACGCAGACCUCACUGGCUUGAGUAUACGGGUUCCUCUGUGUUUGGAUCAGUCUGAAGAUGAAGGCUUCCAGUCCGCCUCUAAUCUGACUCCAGACUCCCAGUCAGAGCCCAGUCCUGAGAUUGACAUGUGGGAGGCACUGCGGACAUUUGUACCCGGCAGACGACGCUGUUGGGAGAACAUCGGCUGUCCUCCGGGUCAGAAGGAGCCCCCAUACCUGACAGAGGCGGGCAGGGAGGCGUUUGAUCAGCUGUACCGGCUGUGGGAAGGCGAGAUGAGGAAUAUUCUGUCCACACAGACCCCGUCACCCCUCCUGCCCCUGCCACUGGACUGUCAGAGUCAACUGGUUAAAGAUGUGCUCAAUGUGUUGAUCGGGGUGGCAUCAGCCACAUUUCCCCUCAAUGAGGUGAGUGUGCAGUUUGAUGUUCGUCCAGAUAUCUGUGUGUCCGGUACGUCUCCUGAGAGUGUGUCCAGACUGCUGGGUGAGCUGGCACAGUACGGCACACACUACCUGCGGCUCAGCCGCUUCUCUCUGAGCAGUGACAGUCAGAAGGGACUCGUCUUCCAGGCUUUCACAGGAUGUCUGCGGCGGUACCUGCAUUACUAUAGAGCAUGUGUGUUGAGCACCCCUGCCUCUCUGAGUCUUCUAACAAUCGGCUGUCAUUUCCGUAAACUGGGGCGUCAGCUCAGGUAUCUGUCAGAACUGUGUUGUGUGGAUGAAAUCACAGGUGUUGGACGAGCUACUUUUCCUGUAGGUGUGAAGCUGCUCUCGUAUCUGUAUAAUGAAGCACAGAGUAACUGCAGUAAUGAGAAUCAUCCUGUGCUGCUGUCACUGUUGAAGAGCAGCUGUGAGCCAUACACACGGUUUGUUUCAGACUGGGUGUAUGGUGGUGUCUUCCGUGAUGUGUAUAAAGAGUUCAUGAUUGAGGUCAAUGAAGAUUUUUUAACUUACAGAGAUAAGAAUUUUUGGACACAGGGCUACACUCUCAUUUCACGUGAUGCAGAGGACUGUGUACCUGUGUUUCUCAAACACAUCGCAAACGACGUGUACGUGUGUGGAAAAACUAUCAACCUGCUGAAAAUCUGCUGCCCACAGCACUACAUCUUCUGGUCGGAUGUGCCAGUGCCCAGGAUCGCUGUGACGUUCUCUCUACAGGAAGUAGAGGAGAUUGAGAGAGACUGCGCUGUGUACCGUGGUCGAAUGGAGACGAUUGCCAGGCACAGCGCCAUUAGCAGGGAGGAACAGGCCCUGCGCACUGAAAAGGCUCGACAAGAGCUCAUUAACCAGGUCAGAGAGUCAGCGGCCAAAACCCUGGAGAGAAUCAGAGGCUGCCAGGUGUCACAGCGUCUGGCAGAAGAGGCUCAGAAGAGAGAGCGAUUCGAAGAGCUGAAACAGCAGCUGGAGCUGGACCAGGAGUGGCGUAGUGCUGUAAGACGGAAAGAACAGGAAGAUGAUUUCAGUUACACUCGAGAGCUCAGAGACCGAGAACAGAGACUGCAGGCCCUCGAGGAGCAGCUGGAGCGCCGGGCACGGAUGGACCUGAUCGCUCAAUACAGUCAGUUAUCGGAAGCGGCUGCCAGACGUGAACUCAGAGCCAUGUGGAAGGUACAGAGGAUGAAACUUGACGAGCACAGAGUGAACUUCCUGCAGCGUGACCAACAAAGCAUACAGGCGAAAUUGGAAAAGUUUCCUCUUGGUCAUGCGGGCCCACCUCCAGAAACGUCCCACCAAAAUGAGCAUUCACACGAAGAUACUGAGCUGUGUGAGCAACAGAAUCAAACAGUGCAAGAAGAAGAUCCUGCUGUCCCAGAAUUCUCUUCUCUUCCCUGCCCUCCAGGCAUUGUUGGAACUCAAGCUCUGAUAUUAGAAGAAAUUGACAUAGCUGAUUUCCUCCCCAAGCCUCCAUGCAGUCCUAAAAGUGGUGCCAUGACCCGGGCCCUCCAUGACAUUGGCUCAGACUUGCCUGAGUCGACAGGAAGUUCUUUUCUCGUUCUGCAAAAUUCUGAUCGUGUCCUCUCCCCCGAGAAACCCCGCCCACAUUUGCCACACCCAUCGACCUCCCACAUACGCAUUGGAGAAAACGUCUCGGAGGUACCACAGUCCAUCCCUACUCCUAGUCUGCACGGACAAGUGUCCAAAUCAAGCUUCCAGUUGGGCCAGUUCACUGCAGAGAUGCCCCUUGGUCAGCCAAAAGCUAGUGCUCAUGGACAUCCUUCAGACAGCUCUGUACAGCUGGGCAGCUCUUCUGCCUCAGGGCAGAACAAGUACUCAGUCCACUUGGAAUUGGAUACCCCCACACAAACCACUGAAGAGAGACCUUGUAAGGCAGAGAAAAGGAGCCAAAAUGCAGAGGGACAGGCAGCAGAAGAGACAGGGACAGCGCCCACGGUGGCCAGCAUAGGUUCAGAGCCAAAGCAGGCUGCCCAGGAGCCAACAGAGGAAGCCAAGUCCUGUGAGAGUGUCAGCAAGCCGGAGGAAGAACACUCUAUGUCUCCUCUCAUCAGCUUCUAUGACACGUGCUCUGAUGCCCAUAUGCCAUUCCCUGAUGUCCGUAACCACGUCUCCAAUUCCCAGUUAAGGCUAGGAGAACACGUUUCUUUAGUAGCCUCUAACAUCCAUGGUCACGCCAGUGAUGCACAUGUAAGGGUAAGCGAACAUGUUUCUGAGGUAACUACCCCCAUCCCUGCCCCUGGCUUCCAUGGCCACGCCUCAGACGCCCAUAUAAGGGUAGGUGAACAUGUUUCGGAGGUAACUUCCCCCAUCCCCAUCCCUAACAUUCACGGCCAUGCCUCUGAUGCCCAUAUAAGGUUAGGUGAACACAUUUCUGAGGUAACUAUCCCUGUACCUGUCCCUAACAUCCAUGGCCACGCCUCUGAUGCCCAUAUACGGGUAGGUGAACACAUUUCGGAGGUAACUACCUUCAUCCCUGCCCCUAAUAUCCAUGGCCAUGCCUCUGAUGCCCAUAUAAGGGUAGGUGAACACAUUUCAGAGGUAACUACCCUCAUUCUUGUUCCUAACGUCCAUGGCCACGCCUCUGAUGCCCAUAUAAGGGUAGGCGAAAAUGUUUCUGAGGUAACCACCCACGUUUUCACCCCUAACAUCCAUGGGCAUGCCUCGGACGCCCAUAUAAAGGUGGGUGAGUUUGUUUCAGAUGUCGCUGACUCUCGCCCACGUUGGAGCAAAUAUGGGCACUCUUCAGACAGCACCCUUAAUGUGGGUUGUGUGAUGCCAGUUACUGCCCCUUCACCCUUCUCAUUGCCUGGCAGUGCUUUCGGGCAUUCAUCUGACUCCACCCUGGGCAUGGGAUGUGUAGUUCGGGGUGAAGUUUUGCCCCACGCCCCUUUGCCCGGCAGCACUUACGGACACUCUUCAGACUCCACGCUAAUAGUUGGGUGUGUUGUAUCGGGGGUUGACCCUCAACCCUCUCCCCUGCCUGGCAGUGCGUAUGGACAUUCCUCACAGUCAAGCCUGGGUAUCGGGUGCAUGGUCAGUGGUGUUGAAACCACUCGGCCCAACUCUUUUCCCGGCAGUGCCCUUGGGCAUUCCUCAGACUCUGCUCUUGGAAUGGGCUGUGUGGUUGGAGGUGUGGUACCUGGGAGCUUGUAUGGUGAUGGACGACCGGCCAAAUUGGACCCAGCAUCAAAUAGCUCAAAGAAACCAGACAACACAGAGACCCAGGUGCCCCCUAGUGAGCUGUUCUCACUGGACGAGGGUCUCUCUGCCUGGGCUCUGGGAUUGGGCCUGUCCCCUAAAGAGAGUCCAGAAGAUCACUAUCUUCUCAGCCUGGCCUCGCAAUAUCAAGCUGAGCAGUACCAGGACUCGUACAGCCUGAUGACUGCGGCUCCAGACUCCGAGCUCCUGCAGCAGGUGACACGGGGUCCUAACGGGUUACCUGUUGAUCUCUCCCUGCACCAUGCCACAGAUGCCACUGCUGUUCAACUCAGUGAAAUGAUGCCACUUCCUGUUCUCAUGAAACACUCGGUCACCACUCCACUGAUAACACAUGUGUCGAUGGUGAAUAAGGCAGUGGUGGAUUAUUUUUUCGUGGAGUUGGGUGUGGAGAAGCAUUUCGAGACUCUGAGGCAUUUCCUGUUAAUGGAGGAUGGAGAGUUUGCACUGUCUCUGAGCGAUCAACUCUUCGAGAAGUUGGGCAGUGGUCAGACUCCUGGGGAACUGUUGACGCCGCUGGUGUUGAACUCCAUUCUGAACAAAGCGUUACAAUACAGCGUCCACAGCGACAGCGACCUGGCGUCUCACUUUACGUUUGCACUGCGAUACCUCCCUGAGAUCUUCCACCCUCACGCUCCAGACUCACUGAACUGUCUGGAGCUCCGCUACAAGGUGGACUGGCCGGUGAAUAUUGUCAUAACAGACAGCUGUCUGAAUAAAUAUAACAGGCUGUUCUCCUUCCUGCUGCAGCUGAAACACAUGGUGUGGUCUCUUCGAGACGUCUGGUUUCACCUCAAGAGGACCGCGUUGGUGAAAGGUGCUGGUCGCUCUGUUCAGUUUCAUCAGCUUCAGCUGUACAGACACGAGAUGCAGCACUUUGUGAAGGUCAUCCAGGGUUACAUCGCUAAUCAGAUCCUUCAGGUGUCCUGGAGUGAGUUUACACACAAACUGAGCAGCGCCAAUGACCUGGAUGCAAUUCACCGCACACAUGCAGAAUACCUCAACAGAGCCAUCUUCAGGGGUUUGUUGACGGACAAAGCGGCUCCCGUUAUGAACAUCAUUCACAGCAUCUUCAGUCUGAUCCUGAAGUUCCGCGGGCAGCUCAUCGCACAGCCCUGGCAGCUCCAGCAGGGGGAGCCGGUGCACCCCAGUUUCAUCGCCAUGCAGCAGUCAUACAACACCUUCAAAUACUACUCGCGCUUCCUGUUCAAAGUGGUGACCAAACUGGUUGAUAAAGGCUAUCAGCCUCAUCUGGAGGACUUCCUGUUGCGGAUCAACCUUAAUAAUUACUACAAAGAUGCUUGAUUCUUGUGUGUGAAUUUAGUCCCUUUUGCGCUCGCUUCAGUAUUGACAUCAGCCAUUUGGUCAGUAUUCCUUCUGUGUAUGUUGGAUAGUCAAAGGAUCUACGAUCAUGUACCUGAUUGAAAUGGAGACUGUGUAGAUGUUUUUGGCUGACAAACUCGAAUUGCUGUGAUGUGAUGCUUAUAUCCACAGAAGCUGAAAAUGUUGUGUAAAAUAAAAUACUUUGUUUGCAUUG